GCAGGAGGAAAUCUGUGCCGGCUGACUCCUCAGGUAGCCGACGGUGCUGUGGCAGGAGAAAGCAGCCAUGAGGACUGCCCUGGUCUUUGUGUGCCUGGUGGGGAUGGCGUGCGCCUUCUCGGUCAAGAGCUGGCUGCGGCGAGCCAAGGCAGACGAUUCAGAAGAAAAUGCGGUGUUCAAGAACAGGCACCGAUAUUACCUGUACAGAUACGCCUACCUGCAUCCCCCGCAGCGACGGUACCAGGGCAGUGAGUCUUCGGAGGAAGAGGGGGACGGCUCGGAGGAGGAAGGCGGGGGCAAGGGCUGCCAAGGGCCUCUGAAGGGGGGCAGGAACGGCGCUGCUGGCAAGGGGGGUGACUCCGAAAAUGAAGAGAGCAAUGAGGAGGAGGAGGAGGAGGAGGAGGAAGAGAUAGCUGAGAAUGAGAACGGUGUCAACGGCACAAGCACCAAUACCACCGAGGGGGCAGACGGACCUCAUGGCAAUGGCACCGUGGUGGCAGAGGAGGAGGAAGAGGAGGAGGAAGAAGAAGAAGAAGAAGAAGAGGAAGAAGAAGAAGAAGAAGAGGAGGAGGAAACCGAAGCCACCACCAUCGCCAGCACCACUGGUGAAGAGGGACUGUCCCAGGCAACCACCACGGGAGAUGGUGGACCCACGGAUGCCACCACAGCCGGGGAGCAAUGGGAGUACGAGGUGACGGCCGGGGGCCACGGCCGGGGGGACGAGGGCACCACCGACGGCAGCUACGGGGAGCAGGAUGAGUACACCCGUGGGGACAGCUACCGGGCUUAUGAGGACGAGUACGGCUACUACAAGGGGCAUGGCUACGACGUGUACGGCCAGGAUUACUACUACAGCCAGUGAGGUGGGGGGGGGGCAGCCCCGGUGCUGCCCCCGCCUGCCCCAUCCCACUCAGGAACGUGCAUCCGAGGGAUCACUGCAGCCACUGCACACCAGAGGGGAUGCCGGGUGGCUUGUGGUGCAUGCCAGCUCUGUC
This is a messenger RNA of Tyto alba (common barn owl), 995 nucleotides long. It is a transcript of the gene IBSP, whose product is annotated as integrin binding sialoprotein. NCBI's taxonomy places the organism in Eukaryota, Metazoa, Chordata, Aves, Strigiformes, Tytonidae. Gene Ontology annotation, biological process: ossification; extracellular matrix organization; cell adhesion. Gene Ontology annotation, cellular component: extracellular region. The coding region runs from base 68 to 862 and encodes 264 amino acids. The transcript has 6 exons. The record is from RefSeq and is a predicted model, not a curated record.